Solanum verrucosum is the source of this 1310-nucleotide messenger RNA. RefSeq lists its product as uncharacterized. Gene Ontology annotation, biological process: base-excision repair. The transcript is spliced from 5 exons. Gene Ontology annotation, molecular function: DNA-3-methyladenine glycosylase activity. Lineage: Eukaryota; Viridiplantae; Streptophyta; Magnoliopsida; Solanales; Solanaceae. The record is from RefSeq and is a predicted model, not a curated record. The coding region runs from base 1 to 1020 and encodes 339 amino acids.
AUGUGUUCUUACAAGUUCAAGAAACAAGGAGGAGGAGUUGUUGUUGAUAUUUCAUCACAAUCAGUACUCUCUCAUAUCAAUGGUCGCCCUGUUCUUCAACCAUACAACAAUUCCCACAAAAAAAAUAAUACAUGUAAUUUCAAGAUUUCACCUCCUCCUAUCUCUCCCAAAAUCAAGAAAGUUAAUGUGUUGAAUACAAAUAAUGAGAAAAUCCCAAAAUCAAGUCCUCCUAUUUCACCUAAAAUCAAGUCACCUAUCAAGAAAGUGAAGAAUGACUCUUCUUUUAUGAUUGUUGAAGUUGCUGGAAGUAUAGCAGCAGCAAGAAGGGAACAAGUUGCUAAUAUGCAAGUGCAGAGGAAACAGAGAAUUGCACAUUAUGGAAGAACUAAUUCAGCUAAGUUCAAUGCUGCUGCUGCUGUUGAUUCAACUUCUAGAGAAGCCAAAAGAUGCAGCUUUAUCACACCUAAUUCUGACCCUAUAUAUAUUGCAUACCAUGAUGAAGAAUGGGGAGUUCCUCUCCAUGAUGAUAAUCUGUUAUUUGAGUUGUUGGUAUUAACUGUGGCUCAAGUUGGAUCAGACUGGACUUCACUGUUAAAGAGAAGGCAAGAUUUCAGGGAUGCAUUUUCAGGAUUUGAUGCAGAAAUUGUUGCAAAAUACAAUGAAAAGAAGAUAAAUUCAACAAGCAUUGAAUAUGGAAUUGAGUUGAGCCAAGUUAGAGGGGUUGUUGACAACUCUAAAAGAAUUUUAGAGAUGAAGAAACAAUUUGGGUCAUUCCACAAGUACCUAUGGGGAUUUGUGUGCAACAAGCCCAUUAAAACACAAUACAAGGCUUGCAACAAAAUCCCAGUAAAGACAUCAAAAUCAGAAACAAUGAGCAAAGAUAUGGUGAAAAAAGGAUUUAGAUAUGUUGGCCCAACAAUUAUACACUCUUUCAUGCAGGCAGUUGGGCUUACCAAUGACCACAUUAUCACUUGUCCAAGACAUGUCCAAUGUGCUACUCAAAAACCAAUUGCUAUGUGAAAAUUUCACCUACUAACAUCAACAAUUAAUAUAUUACUAGUAUUGUUUAGUUUUAUAAGACAUUGACUUAACUAGUAACCAAUAUAAGUUGUUAAGAUUGUAAUACAUAUAUAUACCCUUUUAGUUUUUUUUGUUUUUUUUGUUUUGGUGGUUAAUUUAGAGGUGUGUGAAGAAGUAGGUGUUUUAUUUGUACAAUAUUUGGUUGUAGUUGAAAAAAAAAGUAGAGAAGAUAUUGGAAGUAUGAUUUAGUUAUGUUUGGAUAUGUGAAUGAAAAUAAUUUGUUCCUUAAA